AUGAAAUCAAACGAUCCGCAAAUUGCAGUUGAUGAAAUCUAUCAUCCUUUUCGUGAACAUGCCAAAACUUUGGCAGCCUUCGAUUUUAAGAAGUUAAAUCUUCCACCUGUUCGAGUGCGGGCCUCUACGUUUUCUUGUAGACGUCCUUCCGUCAGAAGUACUCUGGUUACGGACGUACAGAGGGUACGUAACUUCUCCCUGUCUAACCUUGGAAUCGAAAACAAAGGCGACAGCUUCCGAAACAGCUCUGAAAUCGUGGGGUCGCCCGGAAAAACAAAAUAUUCAAGAAGGAGAAGAAGCCUGAAGAAAGAACAGCAGUUUUACCCGAUCAGCGUGACAAUUGAUGAAAAUAGCGACGAUUUCAUAAGACCCAUAUGUAACAGUAUCGGAAAAGCCUAUAAUAGUAAAGGAGGGACUUUCAGAAUUAAAGUCAUCGGAGACAAAUUGGUUGGGAAAACCAUGAUGGUCAAACAGAUGACGACAUCGGAGUUCGUCGGACUUCAAGAAAUGACGGAAAAAUCUAAUUUUACCACAAUACCUGUGCACUUAGAUGGAGAGGAAUCCAUUGUUGAGUUGGAGGAGGUUGAGUUUUACGAGCCAUACAGACAUACCGUCUAUGUGGACGCUUUCAUAAUGAUGUACUCUAUAUCUGAUGAAGCCUCGUUCCUGUACGUUCUCCGCGAAGUUUCCCGACUGAGGGAAGCCCUGGACGUUGAUCGUCCUAUCAUCAUGGUGGCUAACAAAACCGACCUGAACCGAAACAGAGUGGUGUCUACUAAAGAAGGUAAAACUGCAGCACAAGUUUUUAGCUGUAAAUAUGUGGAGACAUCUGUUUCAUUUCAUGUGAAAAUUGAUGAACUUCUUGUUGCUUUGGUGCGACAAAUACGACUCACACUUGACCCUAAGACUAUAAAUGGAAAUGAGUACAGUAAAUUAAACAGACACAUUCCAAGAAGAUUCGUCAGAGCACGGACAUUGUUACACAGACUGUUUGGGAGGAAGUCAAAAAGCAGAAGGAAUAAAGAAGUUUGUGAAGAAAUAUUCAAAUUAUGACGAUUAAAUUGUAUAUUUCUGUGAUGAA
Molecule: messenger RNA, 1081 nt
Organism: Saccostrea echinata
Lineage: Eukaryota; Metazoa; Mollusca; Bivalvia; Ostreida; Ostreidae
Product: GTP-binding protein RAD-like
Exons: 4
Coding region: 1-1053 (350 amino acids)
Cellular component (GO): plasma membrane
Molecular function (GO): calcium channel regulator activity; GTP binding; GTPase activity
Source: RefSeq, a predicted model, not a curated record